AUGGAGGAGGACCAAUCUCAAUCUCCGUUCCUCCGUAGAAUGGUACCUUUAGGUAUGCAGUACUACUACCAAGACACGGUGACAGUUACAAUCAAAGGACAAGAAAGGGAACUGACAAAGAUCCUAACCACCUGCACAUCAAUUGAUCUCUCAAACAACUAUUUUCAGGGGGAUAUUCUAGAAUCUAUAGGGAUUCUUAAGUCCCUUCGACUGCUCAAUAUGUCACACAACAGUUUCAUAGGCCGAAUUCCAACAUCACUUGAGAACCUUAUGGUGCUUGAGUCGUUGGAUCUCUCACAGAACAACAUCUCAGGUGAGAUUCCUUGGCAGAUGACAAAGCUAACAUUCCUCUCGGUGUUGAACCUUUCACAAAACCAUCUCAUGGGAAGCAUACCGCAAAUUAAACAAUUUCUUACAUUCACAAAUGAGUCAUUCCAAGGGAAUGCAGGAUUAUGUGGACCUCCAUUAUCGAGAAAAUGCAUUGCACCACCGCCAAAUGUGCCGACCUUUGAAGAUGCAACUUUAGAACCAGACUGGGAAUUCUUGUGGAUAGGAUUUGGAGUCGGAUAUGGAGCAGGAAUGGGAGUUCUUUUUUGGACUCUAACACUAUGGAUGAAAGGUAGAACCGAAUUCUAUAAGUUUAUAGAUGGGAUGCUUUUAACAAAAUUUCCCUCAGUGUUUGCUGUAAAGCGACGAUGA
This is a messenger RNA of Magnolia sinica, 699 nucleotides long. Its product is annotated as receptor-like protein 9DC3. Bases 1 to 699 code for a protein of 232 amino acids. The record is from RefSeq and is a predicted model, not a curated record. NCBI's taxonomy places the organism in Eukaryota, Viridiplantae, Streptophyta, Magnoliopsida, Magnoliales, Magnoliaceae. The transcript has a single exon. Gene Ontology annotation, molecular function: protein binding.